This is a messenger RNA of Pseudoliparis swirei, 13841 nucleotides long. Its product is annotated as dystrophin-like. Gene Ontology annotation, molecular function: zinc ion binding; protein binding. Lineage: Eukaryota; Metazoa; Chordata; Actinopteri; Perciformes; Liparidae. Gene Ontology annotation, cellular component: plasma membrane. The record is from RefSeq and is a predicted model, not a curated record. Gene Ontology annotation, biological process: synaptic signaling.
AUCCUCACGUCUUAGUCCUCCCCAUCUUCACCCAGGGCUCGGUUCUCUGUCACCCUCCAUUUGCGCUCCACCUUUUGGCUGCUUGUUCUGGAUUUGCUCUUCGGGUCUCCUUCUCCCCUCCAGGUCGAUUUGUCUGUUUUGUCCCCAUUUGUAUACCUUUUUUACACCUGGUGCCCUGCUAUCAAUGGCGGAGGGUGUGCGCCCCGAGGACUACUGCGACGAGCCAGCGGAGGACGAGUUUGGAGAGAUCAUCAAGUGUCGAUCUGAUGAAAGAGAAGUCGUGCAGAAGAAGACUUUCACAAAAUGGGUAAACUCUCAGUUGUCUAAGACAGGUAAACCACCCGUGGAGGAUCUGUUCUCAGACCUGUGUGAUGGAAGACGCCUCCUGGAGCUGUUGGAGGGGCUGGCCGGACGUGAGCAGGUGAAGUUGGAGAGGGGGUUUUCACGCGUUCACUCGUUCAACAAUGUCAACCGCGCUCUGCAGAUCCUGCAGAAGAACAAUGUUGAAUUGGUGAACAUUGGAGCGGCGGACAUCGUUGAUGGGAAUCACAAACUGAUUCUCGGGCUCAUCUGGAGCAUCAUUCUCCACUGGCAGGUAAAGGAUGUGAUGAAAGAUGUGAUGGCGGGCCUAAAGCAGACCAACACUGAGAAGAUUCUGUUGAGUUGGGUUCGUGAGAACACGCGCCAGUAUCCUCAGGUCAAUGUGGUUAACUUCACCAGCAGCUGGAAUGAUGGAUUGGCCUUCAACGCCCUCAUCCACAGCCACAGACCUGAGCUUUUUGAUUGGAGCUCAGUGGAGAAGAAGACGUCUGCGAUCGACAGACUGGAACACGCAUUUAGUAAUGCAGAACAAAACCUGGGGAUAGACAGACUGCUGGACCCUGAAGAUGUGGCGCUGCCUCACCCUGAUAAGAAGAGUGUCAUCAUGUACGUGACAUCACUGUUCCAGGUGCUUCCCCAAAGCGUUUCCAUGGAAGCCAUCCAGGAGGUGGAGACACUGCCGCGGGGGCUGACCCCAGCCAGCGUUGCCCUCGUGACGACAGAGGAGCACUACCAGAUCCAGACCCAGCAGCGCUUCUCCCAGCAGAUCACAGUGAGUGUGGCUCAGGGCCGAGUGAGGAGUCCCUCCCCUCAGCCUCGCUAUAAAAGCUAUGCCUACACCCAGGCUGCAUAUGUCAAGUUGCCCGAGCAAAAGAGGAGGCGUGUUACUGAUCAGUUCCUCACUCCCGGCCAGGAGGAGCUCCAGCGGGGCCUCAGUCCUCUCCCUCCAGGCUCCACCAGCCUGGAGAGCUACCAGGCUGCACUGGAGGAGGUGUUGACAUGGCUGCUCUCGGCUGAAGACGGGCUCCAGGGACAGCCUCCCAUCUCCAGCAAUGUGGAGGAGGUGAAGGAGCAGUUUCACACUCAUGAGGGGUACAUGGUGGAGCUAACCACCCACCAAGGCAGUGUGGGCCGGGUCCUCCGGGCCGGUGCCGCCAUACUGGGGGAGGGGAACCUGAGUGAAGACGAGGACUCGGAGGUCAGGGAGCAGAUGAACCUCCUGAACUCCCGGUGGGAGCACCUGAGAGUGGCUAGCAUGGACAGACAGAGCAGACUCCACGAGGUCCUGAUGGAGCUGCAGCACGAGCAGUUGAAGCAGCUCACGGACUGGCUGGAUUUGACAGAGGCCCGAAUUAAGAGGAUGGGAGCUCAACCGUUGGGUCCCGACCUGGAGGAUGUCAAGCACCAGGUGGAAGAGCACAAGCUCCUUCAGGAGGACCUGGAGCUGGAGCAGGUGAGGGUGAACUCUCUGACCCACAUGGUGGUGGUGGUGGACGAGACCAGCGGAGACAGCGCCACUGCCGCUUUGGAGAGCAAACUUCAGGUGCUAGGCGACCGCUGGGCAGCCAUUUGUAGAUGGACGGAGGAACGCUGGAUUCUGCUUCAAGACAUUUUACUAAAAUGGCAGCACUUCACUAAUGAACAGUGUCUAUUUGACUCCUGGCUGACUCAGAAGGAGGAGCUGGUUCGCUCCAUUAAGACCUCCAACCUAAAGGACCAGGCAGAGAUGGUGACCUGCCUCCGCCGUGUUGCUACGGUGAAGGCGGACCUGGAGGUGAAGCGUCCCACGAUGGACAAGCUGUGCUCCAUGAGUCAGGACCUCCUGUCUAGCGUCAAGAACAAAGAAGUGGCUAGCAAGCUGGAGGCCCGACUGGACAGCUUCGCCCAGCGCUGGGACAAACUGAUCCAGAGUCUGGAGAUGAGCACUUCCCAGCUCUCGGCGGCGGUCAGCGCGGCCCAGCCGUGCGAGCUGACCCACUCGGUCACGACCACCGUCACCAAGCUGGUCUCCAGGGAGAAGGUGUCCGCUGCAGUGCGCCAGACCCGGGAGUCUCCGCCACCACAGAAGAAGAGACAAGUCGUGGUGGAUUCUGAGCUCAGGAAAAGGUUUGACGUGGACUUCACAGAGCUCCACAGCUACAUGACCCGCGGUGAAGCCAUCCUGCAGAGCCCCGAGUUCUCCGUGUCACGCAAGGAGGGCAGCAUUCAGGAGCUGCAUGACAAAGUGCAGGCGAUAGAACGAGAGCGGCCAGAGAAGUACCGGAAGCUCCAAGAAGCGAUGCGCACGGCGCAGACCCUGUUCGAGCAGGAGGGGAGUCGUGCCGAUGACAUCGCCCAGGCAGCGGAGCAGCUGAACCAGCGCUGGGUGGGGUUCUGCUCCCUGUUGGCAGACAGACUGGCGUGGCUGGCCUACCAGACCAAGGUGCUGGCCUUCUACAGCUUGUAUGAGCAGUGUGAGCAGGCGGUGGACAGCAGUGAGAACUGGCUCAAGGUCCAGGCGCCUCCGGCAUCGGAACCAGAACCACUCGCAGUCCAACUGGACCGAUGCCGGGAGGAGGUGGCUCGCCUGGCCUCCCUGCAGCCCCAAGUGGACCUUCUAGAGAAGCAGCUGAAUGCGCUGAAAGAGGAGAAGGAAGGGGAGGAGGACCCGUCGGCCUUCCUGGACGCCGACGUCCACGCCUUCAAAGAGCACUACAACGAUAUCCUCGAAGAUCUGAGGGCGAGAGAGAGGCAGUUACAACUCGUUUUGGAGAGCUUGCCCCCGGCUCGUUAUAGGGAAACCAUAUCCAUGCUGUUGGCAUGGUUACAACAGUGCGAGGCCAAGCUGGCCGUUCCAUCCACGGCCGUCACGGAGUAUCCAAUAAUGGAGCAGAGACAGAAGGACGUUCAGGCCCUCCAGGAGGCUCUGGCUGAACACCAAGGGGAGGUGGACUAUCUGACCUCAGCUGUAGAGCAGGUCUUCCAGAAAGCUCCACCAGACAUCAGCCAAAAGUAUCGCAACGAGAUGGAUUCCAUCAUGGCGCAUUGGAGACGACUUGGCACCACGCUGACGGACAACGGCCAGAGACUCCAAGAGCUCAUGGCCAAACUGAUGCAGUUUGAGAAUGAUGUGAAGACUUUGAAGAAGUGGAUGGCAGAUGUCGACGUGUUCCUGAACGAGGAGUGGCCAGCACUGGGAGACUCUGAAGCUCUGGAGAAACAGUUAGAGCAGUGCACGGCUCUGGUGAAUGACAUCCACACCAUCCAACCCAGCAUCAACGGCAUAAAUGAAGUGGGUCUGUACCUAAAGAAAGAGGCCGAGCCGCCGUUUGCCAUCCACAUCCAGAAAGAACUGGACGAGCUCAACGGCCAAUGGGAGAACGUCUGCAAACAGGCCUACGCUAAGAAGUCCGCACUGAAAGGUGGCCUUGAUAAGACCAUGGCUCUGAGGAAGGAGAUGCAGGAGAUGCAGGAGUGGAUCAACCAGGCGGAGGAAGACUACCUGGAGAGAGAUUUCACAUACAGGACACCAGAGGAGCUGCGCAAGGCCGUGGAAGAGCUCAAGAGGGCUCAGGAGGAGGUUCACUCCAAGGAGCUCAAGGUCAAACUCCUGACGGACAGCGUCAACAGUUUCAUCGCCAAGGCUCCGCCCACGGCCCAUGAUGCCCUGCGGUCUGAAUUGGAAGUCCUAACGGCGAACUACCAGCGCCUGUGUAGCCGCCUGGAUGGGAAAUGUAAAACUCUGGAGGAGGUGUGGGCAUGUUGGUGUGAGUUGCUCUCCUACCUGGAGCAGGAGAACACCUUCCUGGACCAGCUGGAGCAGAAGCUGGAGGAGACGGAGAACCUCCAAGGAGGAGCGGAGGAGCUGCAGGAGGCGCUGGAUAGUGUUGAGGUUCUUCUGCGGCACCCGGAGGACAACAGGAACCAGAUCCGGGAGCUGGCCCAGACGCUGACGGACGGAGGCGUUCUGGAUGAAAUAAUACAGCAAAAACUGGACGCCUUCAACACUCGAUGGGAUGAGCUCAUGGCGAGGGCGGCGCUCAGGCAGAAGGAGCUGGAGAAGAGCGUCCAGUGGGCCCAGGACAACGAUAAGAUGAGGCAGAUCCAGGACUCGCUGGCCAACACCGACCGCCACCUCAGCGCGUACCUGAACGACCACAUCGAUGCCCAGCAGAUACCCCAGGAGGCUCAGAAAAUCCAGUCGGAGCUGAGCAGCCAUGAAGCGACACUGGAGGACAUGGUGAAGAAGAACCAGGACAAGAAGCCGUCCCCGAGGGUCCUGGGACAGAUCGACCUCACCCAGAAAAUGCUGACGGUCGUGUUGACGAAGUUCCGGCUCUUCCAGAAGCCGGCCAACUACGAUGCCCGGCUGUCCGAAUGCGAGCGCCUGCUGGCUGGGGUCAAAAGCCAGGCGGGGGUGCUGGGUAUCCGCAGCGUGGAGCAGGACGUGGUGCAGUCGCAGCUGGACCAGUGCAUGAAGUUGUACAAGGUGCUGAGUGAAGUGAAAGGGGAGGUGGAGACGGUGAUAAAAACAGGCAGACAGAUCGUCCAGAGGCAGCAGACGGAGCAGCCCAAAAACCUGGACGACAGGGUGACCGCCCUCAAACUGCUCUUCAACCAGCUGGGCUCACAGGUGACUGAGAGUAAACUGGAGCUGGAGAAAAGUCUGAAGUUGUCCAGGAAGCUGCGCAAGGAGCUGAACGGGCUGACGGAGUGGCUCGCCGCCACUGACGCCGAGCUGACCAGGCGCUCCGCUGUGGACGGCAUGCCCAGCGACCUGGAGGCGGAGGUGGCAUGGGCGCAGUCCGUCCACGGGGAGACGAAGAAGCGGCAGCCUCAGCUGCAGGCCGUGGUGGAGCUGGCGGAGGCCCUGAAGGCGGUGCUGCGGGGCCACGGCGGCCUGGUGGACGACAAGGUCAGCCUGCUGCGCUGCAACUGGAUCGCGGUCACAUCCAGAGCAGAAGAAUGGCUCAACCUGCUGCUGGACUACCAGCAGCAGAUGCAGAAGUUGGAUGGAGAGAUAAAGGAAGUGAGCGAAUGGAUUGACGGAGCAGAGAAGAAGAUGGAGGAGAUGGAGAGCCAGGGGCCCAACAACGCUGUGCUGAAGGAGUUGCGUGCCGAGCUGGAGCUGACCCGGGGUCAGAUGGAGGAGGUGGGGGCUCUGGCGCAGGACCUCAUGUCCACCAGGGGGGAGAACUGCCAGGCCCAGGUGGGCCCCAGAGUGAAGCGGCUCAACCAGAGAUUCGACAUGGUCGCUCAGCGCAUCGCCUCCGGACAGACGGCAGCAUCCCCCAAGGAGCUGGAGCAAUACCUCAGUGAAGCUCAGCUGUGGCUGGAGCUCCUGGAGGAGGAGGUGAAGCAGGGGGAGAACCUCAAGGAGGAGGACUUCCAGGAGGACAAGGACUGUGAGGAAAGUGCAGUGAAGGAGUUACUGUUGAGGGGUGAGAACCUACAGAAGCGAGUCCCAGAUCAGGACCAGAGGGAGCAGAUCAGGCUGAAGCACAAGCAGCUGCACAGCAAGUACACCACCGUCAAGGACCUGCGCGUGCUGAGGAACAGGAAGGCGUUGGCCAUCGCUCCCCAGUGGUACCAGUACAGAAGGAAGUCACAUGACCUACUGGCCUGGCUGGACGACAUCCAACGCAGCGUGGACCAACUGCCUGACCCCCCCGAAGGAGAGAGGGUCAAGGAAAUUGGCACAGAGUUCAACAAGAAGAAGGAGGAGCUAAACGAGGUGCAGGGCUUAGCCAAUCAGCUGUCAGAAGCUGGAGCCGCCAAUCUAGUGGAGCCCCGCCAACUCCAGCUCAACGCGCGCUGGGUUGAGGUGGAGGGCAAGUUCGUACCCUUCAAGAAACAAUGUUUCCCUGAUCUGCCAAUCACUGAAGAUGACUACAUCACAGAGCUGCAGGCUCUGCUGCGCUCCGUGUCAGAAACAGACUUCAAGCUGAACUCUCCUGAAUUCUGGCCUGCAGCGUUUUACAAGCUGCCUCAGCAGGAGCUCUGCCUGAAGGAGGUGAAGGGGAACAUUGACGAGCUGCGAUGCCCGGUGGAGGGAGCGGUGGGCCGCAGAGCCGAGGCGGCGUCUAGGGCUCGGCCUCUGGAGGCUCAGAGGAUGCAGGAGACCGCCGCCCUCCUCCACACUAACUGGGACAAAGUGAACAAGCUCUACCACGACAGACUGAAGCGUUGGCAGGAUUGCAACUCCAAGUGGCAGAAGCUUGCGUGGGAUCAGAAGGCGAUGGAGGAGUGGCUGCACGACGCCGAGAGCACUUUGAGGCGGGCCGACAGCGAGCCGGCGGCACACGGGCAGCACCUCAGGGACCUGAUGGAGGCCAUCCCUCUCCAGGGAGUGGUGUUGUGCAGAGUGAGCUCAGCAGGAGAGGACAUCAGCCAGUUGAGCACACCAGACGACGCCUCGCGGCUCCGAACGCAGCUUAAGUUACUCAGCGCUCGCUGGGCUAACGUCUGCCAGCAGCUCAACGAACGCAAGAGGUCUGUGGAGGCGCGCACAGCCACAGCCGAGCUGCAGGAGAACAUGGGCUCCAUGCUGGUCUGGUUGGACCAAUCAGAGGGCGUCCUGGCCAUCGGCCUGCAGCCCGCUGAGCCGCAGCACAUCAGAGACACUCUGGGCAAAGUCCAGGCACACGUGGAGGAGCUUCCUGCCAAGAGGGCGGCAAUGGAGGAUCUGAACUUCAGAUACCAACAGAUAACACUUCCUGCUGAGAGACAGAAAGACAUGAGGAUCAUCAACACUCGCUGGGCUCAGGUGUCCAAGGCUCUGCCUGAGCGCCAGCUGGAGAUCGAGGGUCUGCUGAGGGAGCUGGAGAAGUUUCAACAUCAGCUGGACAUCCUUUCUGCCUGGGCGUCCAGCACGAGGCACAAGCUAGAGCACGCCCCCCCCGAGGAGCCGCCAGCGAGGCUCAUUGAGGAAGUGCAAGUAAAGCAUCCAGAGGUGGAGUUAGUGUUGAAAAGAACCGAUCAACUGUACAAGGACAGUCCUCACAGCCAACCGGACAAGAUGAAAAACAUCAAGCUGAGGGAGAACUGGACUGUGAUCCUGGAGCUGGUGCGGCAGCAUAAGGAGAGGAUGGCCGUCCUGCUCGUGGCCAAAAGAGCCAAUGAAAGUCUGACAGGGAGUUCCCUGCCUGAAUCUGCGGCACUUGCUCAGUUCAACAAGUCGUGGGCCGAGCUCACUGAUUGGCUGACCAUGCUGGAUAACAUGGUGCAGAACAAGCGCGUGGUGGUGGCCGACCUGGAAGACAUCGACGACAACAUCAGCAGGCUCAAGGUGUCUCUGCAGGAGCUGGACCAGCGGCGCCCCCUACUGGACAGACAGGUCACAGCAGCCCAGAACCUGAAAAACAAAACCAGCAACCAAGAGACCCGCAAUGCUAUCACUGAGCGCAUCGACAGGCUUCAGGCUCACUGGGAAGACUCCCAGACGAAACUCUACGACAGGACGAAGCAGCUCCACAAUAUGCAGCAGGACUCCACCAAUUGGCUGGAUGCCAAGAAGGGGGCGGAUCACCUCAUCAAGCGGGCCAGUGAGAGGAUGGAGUCCUGGCAGGAAGUCACUUACACCGUUGAAGCCUUAAAGAAACAAAACGCCGAGCUGAAGCUCUUUGCGAAGGAGCUGCAACAGUGGUACGGUCCGGUGGAGGAAACCAACGCGCUGGCGGACAAACUGCUGAUACUGUACGCCAAUGACGACACUCACAAGGUCACCCAGGUCAACGACAACAUGGUAGCCACCUGGACACACGUCAACCGACGUGUCUCGGACCGAGAGGCGGCUCUGGAGGCGGCUCUGAAGAUGCUGCAGCAGUCGUACCUCGACCUGGAGAAGUUUCUCAACUGGCUGACGGAGGCCGAGACCACCUGCAACGUUUUAAUAGACGCCACCAACAAAGAGAGAAUGCAGGAGCAGCCGGAGGCCGCCAAGAACCUGCUGGUCCAGUGGAAGGACCUGCAGGCAGAGAUCGACGGCCACACAGAGCUGUAUCACUCCCUGGAUGAGAACGGCCAGAGGAUCGUGACCUCGCUGGGCCACUCGGAGGACGGCGCUCUGCUCCGGAGACGUCUGGACAGCAUGAGCCAGCGCUGGGACGACCUGCGCAGCAAGACCCUCGGCAUGAGGACCCACCUGGACUCGGAGAUGGCCCCAUGGAAGAGGCUCCACAUGUCGCUGCAGGAGCUGCUGAACUGGCUGAGGCUGAAAGGUCAACAGCUGGAGAAGGAGCCGCCCGUUAGGGGUGAUGUCAUCGCCGUGCAGACACAGCUGGACACACACCGGGGCUUCAGGAGGGACCUGAGAGCUAAAGAGCCAGUUGUGACCAAGGCUCUGGACGAUGUGGGAGUGUUUCUGUCUGAGCUGCCCCGGGACACACCAUCACCUGAGCACAGGGAUAUCAGCCCAGAGGAGCGCGCCCAGAAUGUUGGUCGAGUCCUACGCAAAGAGGCCGAGGACGUGAUGACCAGGUGGGACCGGCUCAACGGAGACGCAGCCGACUGGCAGAGGAGGCUUGAGCUGGCUCUGGAUCGGCUGAUGGAGCUCCAGGAGGCGGAGGACCUGCUGGACGGCCAGCUGCGGCAGGCGGAGAUGGUGAAGGAGGCGUGGCAACCCGUUGGUGACUCCCUGAUGAUGGACUCCCUGCCAGAGCACAUUGAAAGAGUCAAGGAGUUUCAGGAAGAGAUCGCUCCGAUUAAGGAUGAUGUCAUUCACAUGAACCAGUUGGCGUCUACUUUCGGUCUGCCCGACAUCCAGCUGUCGCCUGGCAACCUGGACCGCAUUGAAGAUCUCAACACACGCUGGAGGCUGCUCCAGAUCUCCAUCAGUGAACAUCUAAAGCAGCUGACGGACGCUCACAGGGACUUUAGCCUUCUGCACGGAUCUAUAGCGAGCCCCUUCGAGCAGGGCGUCUCCCCAAACAAUGUGCCCUACUAUAUAAACCACCAGACCCAGACGACAUGCUGGGAUCAUCCCAAGAUGGCCGAGCUCUACCAGUCUCUGGCCGACCUGAACAAUGUUCGGUUCUCGGCCUACCGAACGGCCAUGAAGCUCCGGCGCCUGCAGAAGGCUCUCUGCUGUGAUUUAUUGCCACUACCUACUCUACUGUCCGCUCACUGCCGACAUUCAGCUGUCCUGCUCGACAUCCCCCUGCUGGCCACCUGUCUGACCAGCUUGUACCAGCGGCUGGAGCAGAGCCACUCGCACCUGGUCAACGUCCCGCUGUGCGUGGACAUGUGCCUCAACUGGCUGCUCAACGUCUACGACACUGGCCGCACCGGAAAGAUCCGAACUCUGUCAUUCAAAACUGGAAUCAUCUCACUCUGCAAGGCUCACCUGGAGGAUAAAUACAGAUUCUUGUUCAGGCAGGUUGCCAGUGCGACGGGCUUCUGCGACCAGCGCCGCCUGGGUCUCCUCCUCCACGACUCCAUCCAGAUCCCCCGGCAGCUCGGCGAGGUCGCCUCCUUCGGCGGCUCCAACAUCGAGCCCUCCGUCCGGAGCUGCUUCCAGUUUGCCAAUAACAAACCUGAGCUGGAAGCCGCCAUGUUCCUGGACUGGAUGCGCCUGGAGCCCCAGUCCAUGGUGUGGCUGCCCGUCCUGCACCGUGUCGCCGCCGCCGAGACCGCCAAGCACCAAGCCAAGUGUAACAUCUGCAAGGAGUGUCCCAUCAUAGGGUUCAGAUAUCGGAGUCUGAAACAUUUCAACUAUGACAUUUGCCAAAGCUGCUUUUUCUCCGGUCGCGUCGCCAAGGGACACAAGAUGCAGUAUCCCAUGGUCGAGUACUGCACUCCGACUACAUCGGGGGAGGAUGUCCGGGACUUUGCCAAGGUGCUGAAGAACAAAUUCAGGACUAAGCGCUACUUUGCCAAACACCCACGCAUGGGCUACCUGCCCGUCCAGACCAUCUUGGAAGGGGACAACAUGGAAACUCCCAUCACUCUGAUCAACUUCUGGCCCGUAGACCAUGCGCCUGGAUCGUCCCCUCAACUCUCGCAUGACGACACGCACACUCGGAUCGAGCACUACGCCAACCGGUUAGCAGAGAUGGAGACUCGUAAUGGCUCCUAUCUGAAUGACAGCAUCUCACCCAAUGAGAGCAUCGAUGAUGAGCACAUGUUGAUCCAGCACUACUGCCAGUCUCUGAACCAAGGCUCUCCUCUCAGCCAGCCCCGGAGCCCCGCCCAGAUCCUCAUCUCUAUGGAGACGGAGGAGAAGGGAGAGCUGGAGAGGGUCCUCAAUGACCUGGAACAAGAGAACAGGAAGCUGCAGUCCGAGUACGACCGGCUGAAGAAGGCCCACGACAGAAAGGGGCUGUCCCCGCUGCCGUCGCCCCCGGAGAUGCUCCCGGCGUCGCCGCAGAGUGCGCGCGACGCCGAGCUCAUCGCCGAGGCCAAACUGCUGCGGCAGCACAAAGGACGCCUGGAGGCCCGGAUGCAGAUCCUGGAGGACCACAACAAACAGCUGGAGUCCCAACUGCACCGGCUGAGGCAGCUGCUGGAGCAGACGGAUUCCAAGGUGAACGGCACAGCACUGUCAUCUCCUUCCACCUCCUCUCAACGCUCCGACUCCUCCCUCCCGCUGCUCCGCGUGGCUGCCAGCCAGACUACUGAUACAAUGGGCGAUGACGAGCUGUCCAGCCCCUCCCAAGAUGCAUCUGGGUUGGAGGAAGUGAUGGAACAGCUCAAUAAUUCGUUUCCUCAUAGCCAGGGUCCCAGUAUUGGCAGUUUGUUCCACAUGGCCGAUGAUCUGGGCCGUGCAAUGGAAUCAUUGGUCAGCGUGAUGACGGACGAGCAGCACGAGGCCCCGCCCUUCUGACCCCCUCCCUCCCCACCCCUUCAUGCCCGGCGUCCCCACUCUCCCCCCCCCCCUCCUUUCCUCCCUAACGCAUGCUUUUCUAGUCAUAUCAACUGGAUUGGAAACACAGUUUUCAAAGAGAAUAUAUAAACGUCUAUUUUUGUGAAGGAUUGCGGUUCCAGCAAUGAUGCGUAAAAACAACAACAAAACAUGUAGAUUUUAGUAGUUUCUUAAAACGUCCUGAAGUUGUUUUAUUAAUAACAGAGGCUGAUUUUUAAACUUCUAUGCAAUGUAUAAAACAAUUAUGGGAUGGGGGGGGGGGGGGCGGAGGCGGAGCCAAGAGAGAUGCGAUGCAAAUAAGUGUGUUCAGUGUGGUCGAAUAUUUGCCAUCUCUUUGUAACCGCGGGAACAGCGAAAGCAUUUCAGACAUUUGUAUCAGAAAAAAAGAAUGAUUGUUAUCAUAAGGGUGCUUUCUAAGAGGAAAAUGUAUUUCUAUAACAGCGUACACCACUGUCAAGGUAAUGCAGGCAUCCUGGAUCUUUACAGUACGUUGUGUGUGUGUGUGUGUGUGUGUGCUUGUGCGCGCGUUUGUGUGGUCGUGCCUAAUUUCCACAUUACACUACUGUUUUUUCUUUUGUGGGGCUGACAAACCUCAAAUUGUAUUUGAAUUAUUCAUCUUCAUCCACUCGUCCGUCCAUCUCUCCAUCCAUCAAUCUGUUCAUCAUCCCUGUGAUUAAUAUCUCUACGGCAAGUUUUUAAUACCAGUAUUUGUUUUCAAUAGUGUGCUGUGUGCAUAAACAAAUGCCCGAAUCAGAACUGAGAAGACAAAACCUAAUGCAAAUAAUUGAAUUCAUGCGAAGCCAUUUGGAUACCGUUUGCCAAUAAACAAACUACAUAAUUGAAAAGACUGUAAUCUUUUUUUCCCCCUUUUUUUUGUAAGUAGCCGGGGGGGGGGGGGGGGGAAUCGUUUUGGUGUUGGUUUGUCUCCAUGAUAUUUCCUUUAGGACCAGAAGGUCCCAGAGGUGGAUUUCUUCCUGAUUUUAUUGUCCCUAGGAAGCUUUAAAAACACUGCAUCUUACAUUUCCCAUGACGCUACUUUUUAGCAUCUUCCAAUUACCCACCUGGUCUGUUUUAUCUCUUCAGUCAGCAUCACUGAUGGAUGUGUUUCGUUGCACCUGUAACCGCUCUGACUAUGUUUACAUGCACCAAAUAUUCUGUUUCUUUGCCCUUACAUGGCUGAUAAAAAAAUAUUAUUCCACGAAUAUUUCAGUUUACGAGCUGUGCAUACUAUGGUUCAUGUCAAAAACAAGGGAAUACUCCCACGUUGACGCCCUACUCGGCAGCGUUUGGCGGGUCGAAGUCGUUAAUCCAAACGUGGAACGGCAUUUAGCUUCUUUGCGUCAAAUAGUUUUCUUUUUGUUUUCAAAGUUUUCCCUUAAGUGGACCGUGUCAACAAUGCCCUCUUUUUUCCUUCAACCACCUUCUUGAAAACUGUCGGCAUUUUAAAAUGUGCGCAUAUUAACAAACCUUUUUAUCAGAGUCCUUUAUCGAUUUUGUGUCUCGCAAAGUGCCCUAAAACACAUUCAGACGCACAUUUUUAAUGCUUCUGAAACCUGAAUAAUAUCGUCAUCUGCCCCAUUCAGAAUAAUCCCUAAUCCAGAAUAUUCAAACGGAAUACAAUGUUUACAUCAGCCAUAUCAUGUAAUAUAUAUUAUCACAUUUGAUAUAAUAGUGGAAUAUGAAUGUAAACGUAGUCAGUGUUGUCAUGAGAAAGGACAACUUUUAAAGCUGCCAAUAUCCAGUAUUUAAAGUGAUACAUCUCCAGUUCUGCAUCAGGCUUUAACAGACUCCUCCUGAUUAUUGCACAGCAUCUAAAUUAAGGCAUAUAGUACACGGUGUAUUGGUAUAUGAGUUGCCUGUCAGAAGUACUGUAAGAGAAACUUAGAAUGCGAUUUGAAUUCAAUCUGAGUUACAGGGCCACUGGUCCAGAUUCUUUUUGCAGGAAUUAUUCUCUUUGAAUGCGAACAGAGAAAUCUUUAAAGAAAGCCAGUUAAUGGAAGUACUACUUGUCGGAAACUGUCAAAGUAGUGUCCAAUCGCCUGUGAGCCGAAAGCCACACUUCUCUCUGAAAAGGAAUCUUAGUGAUUCUUAGAGAAAUCAACAGAGCCACUAAUCCGUUUGUGAGGAUGCAUUCACAGCAUCGCUCACCUCAAUCAAAGACUCAGAAAUCAAGUAUAGAAAACAAGCAUUCGACACAUUUGAAAUCCGGGUGCACUACUGUCCUACCUGAGUCAUACGAGAUAUUUGUUUUCUGUGUGGGGUUUGUGUUUAUUCUAGCAGUGUCUUUAUGUCUUUGGUUAAAAGGCUAUUUUGUUUUGUGCUGUGUGAGGUGUUACGAUAUUAGCAUGUGUGACUAAAUGAACUCCAAUCUUUAUUUCAUGUGUGACCACUCAGAGGAGUCCUUGGUGAGCAUUGUGGCGUGAUACACUUGUUUGUUUUACAGCAUCAUAUUCUUGCAGCAUGAUCCAAGAGGUUUUUUUUUCUUUCUUUUUUUUAUCCAGACACUGAAUUUGAUUUAUUUAUUUUCUUUGUUUUGUUUGUUUCAUUCUCACAUCAUUUUUUUUUUUAAAUAACACGUCUGUACUUCACAACAUAUCAGAUUCCACCAAAUAUAUGCCUUACUACUGUAUUAUAAAAUGCUUUACUGUGAUCAAUAAAGCACGCAGUUAUGUUGAUUUAA